AUGUUGACCAGCCAGCAAAAUAGCUGGCAAAAACAUCGCCAUCAUCGCACAGCCAAAUAUACCCUGUGCUUGGUAUUGUUGUUGCAGUUUGUCACAGUCAGUCAUCAAUUUUAUUUGCCGGGUCUAGCACCCGUAAACUAUUGCAUGAAGUCUGAUGCAUCCAGUAAUUGCAAGUCUAAUGUUACCCUCUAUGUUAAUCGCUUGAACACCGAAGAAUCUGUUAUCCCCUAUGAAUAUCAUCAUUUUGAUUUUUGUAUUGGCAAUGAAAACAAUUCGCCAGUCGAGAAUUUGGGCCAAGUUGUAUUUGGUGAACGUAUACGUCCCGGCCCAUAUAAAAUCAAUUUCCUUGAAGACAUCAAAUGUAAGGCGGUCUGUACAAAAACCUAUGUUGGUGGUGAUUCGGAUAGCGAUCGACGUAUGAUGGUCCUUAAGAAGGGCAUAAGCUUGAAUUAUCAACAUCAUUGGAUUGUUGAUAAUAUGCCAGUGACAUGGUGUUAUCCAUUGGAGAAUAAUAAACAAUAUUGCAGUACCGGUUUCCCAAUGGGUUGUUUGGUGCGCGGUGAAAGUGAUGCUGGCUGUUUGAUAAAUCCCAACUACAAUAGACGUGGCUAUUAUUAUCCCUUCAAUCAUGUCGAUUUGAAGAUAACCUAUCACAGUGGCCAAACCGAAGAAUGGGGUGUUGGUUUCCGUGCUAAUGGUGGUCGUAUUAUUUCCGUUAAAGUAACACCACGUUCCAUUAAUCAUGUUGAUCUGAAGAAUUUGAAUUGUGACAAUACAGAUCCAUUGGCCAUUAAGGGUAGUCCAUUGGCUGCUGGUGAAAAAUUGUCCAUAAUCUAUACUUACAGUGUUGAGUUUACCCGCAACGAUAAUGUCAAAUGGUCAUCAAGAUGGGAUUAUAUUUUGGAAUCAAUGCCUCACACAAAUAUUCAAUGGUUUUCGAUUUUGAAUUCGUUGGUUAUUGUGUUAUUCUUAUCGGGUAUGGUGGCCAUGAUUAUGUUGCGCACCUUGCACAAAGAUAUUGCCCGUUACAAUCAAAUGGAAAGUGGUGAAGAUGCUCAGGAAGAAUUUGGUUGGAAAUUGGUACAUGGUGAUGUAUUUCGUCCACCGAGAAAGGGUAUGCUGUUGUCGGUGUUUUUGGGUUCGGGUAUUCAGGUUUUCUGUAUGACAUUGAUUACAUUGGCAUUUGCCUGUUUGGGUUUCUUGUCGCCCGCCAAUCGUGGUGCAUUGAUGACUUGUUCGAUGGUAUUGUUUGUGGCAUUGGGCACCCCGGCUGGUUAUGUUUCGGCACGUAUAUAUAAGAGUUUCGGUGGCAUCAAGUGGAAGAGUAAUGUCAUAUUGACAUCAAUGUUGUGUCCAGGCAUUGUUUUUGGCCUUUUCUUUGUAAUGAAUCUCGUUUUGUGGGGAGAAGGCUCUUCAGGAGCUGUACCAUUUAGUACAUUGAUUGCCUUGUUGGCCUUGUGGUUUGGUGUCUCCGUGCCCCUCACAUUUGUGGGUGCCUACUUUGGAUUCCGUAAGAGGUCUCUGGAACAUCCCGUACGCACAAAUCAAAUACCUCGUCAAAUACCCGAUCAAUCGAUUUAUACUCAACCGAUUCCCGGCAUCAUUAUGGGCGGUGUCUUACCCUUUGGCUGUAUUUUCAUUCAACUCUUCUUCAUACUCUCUUCGAUUUGGUCUAACCAAAUGUACUAUAUGUUCGGUUUCCUAUUUUUGGUCUUUGUCAUUUUGGUCAUCACCUGUUCGGAGACCACAAUUCUAUUGUGCUAUUUCCAUUUGUGUGCAGAAGAUUAUCACUGGUGGUGGCGUUCCUUCUUAACGUCUGGCUUCACGGCAGUGUAUCUCUUCAUUUAUUGCUGUCAUUAUUUCGUGACAAAGCUGUCGAUUAAGGACGCCCCCUCAACAUUCUUAUACUUUGGCUAUACGGCAAUUAUGGUAUUCCUAUUUUUCCUGCUGACCGGUUCAAUUGGGUUCUUUGCCUGUUUCUGGUUCAUACGCAAAAUUUACAGUGUUGUAAAAGUCGAUUAAAACCGGAUACGUAGACAUUUAAAAUGGCUU
Messenger RNA from Musca vetustissima, 2052 nucleotides. RefSeq names its product transmembrane 9 superfamily member 2 (gene TM9SF2). The record is from RefSeq and is a predicted model, not a curated record. Lineage: Eukaryota; Metazoa; Arthropoda; Insecta; Diptera; Muscidae. Gene Ontology annotation, cellular component: membrane. The transcript has 5 exons. Gene Ontology annotation, biological process: protein localization to membrane. The coding region runs from base 1 to 2022 and encodes 673 amino acids.